GGCGGCUUAUGCAAGCGCUGUUUGUGUCGCUCCUGCCCGCGGAGGGAGGCUGCAGGAGAAGAUGUUUCUUGAAAGCUGCUCUGCUGGGGUCGCAGAGGUGCUGAACCAUGGCCGACUUGGAUCACAACCUCAGUCUCGCGGACGCUCUGACAGAGCCACCUCCCGAGAUCGAGGAAGAAGUGAAAAGGGACUUCAUCGCCACUCUGGAAGCAGAGAAGUUUGACGACGUGGUUGGAGAAACAGUAAACAAAACAGACUACGUUCCUCUGCUGGAUGAUGACGAUGCAAAAGCUGGGAGCCAGGAACCAAAAAGCAAAGCCCAUGCAGACGGCAUUCAGGUGGAACAUACUUCAGCUUCUGGGCCAACGGUUCUAGAAAAUGGUGACCAUGGAAUAGAAGAUCACCGCCCAGUGUUCCCAGGAGAAAUCAUGGAUGAAAAGCUGUCCUACAAGGAAUUUCUGGAUCGCAAUGACACCUGGGCGAUGGACGACAGAGACCUGUGCUUUGAAUCGCAGCCGGGGUUCAAACCCAUGGAGGUGGCAGACCCCUUCGGCAUGCACCGAGGGGAGAACCUCCCCGAUUUGGCCUUUCCUGCUGACAUGAGGAAUGUGCAGCUCUUCACGGACCACGCUGACACUUCCACAGACAUCCACGCACCGCAUGGAUCUAUGAUGGUACCUGAACAACCUUUCCUGGGAUCCCCCUAUUGUCCUGCGGAGGUUCUAGACCCAUCAGCCUUCAUGGGCCUGGACUCAGCUGCAGAAUUUCUGCAAGACAACGCAGUGCCUGAAGAACAUUGGAUGGGAGCUCAGCAUGAUGUGAAGGGACCAGAUGCCUCUUUCUUUGUUGAGCCAUCAGUGCCCCCCACAGUGACUGAAGCAAAAAAGCCAAAUUUGCCAGAAAGCCCGGAGGCAGUGACUCCUGAUUUUGUUCCUACUGCAAUAACAGCAUCCCCAGAAGGGGCUGAAGCUACUGAUGCAUCAGAAGGUGACAUACCAGCAGAUGCAGAGUGUGUUCCUGCCUCGGAUGUCACGUCCAUUUCUGCAGAAAAAGCUGGGGCCAUCCUUGCAGGAGACACCAAGCCUCCCCGAGCUGCAGAUGCUGGAUUUGCACCUGCAGCAGAAGCAGAGCCUCCUCAGGCUGUGGAUGUGGGGUUUGCUCCUGCCCCAGAAGCCAAGCCUCCUAAUGGUAUCGAUGCCACGUUCGCCCCAGUGGCGGACACCGGCUUGAACCCAGCAGCAGAUUCGAAGUCCCAUCACGCCGUGGAGCUGGAGUUUGCCCCAGCGGCAGACGCAGGAUUUGCCCCGGCAGCAGACACCAACUCUCACCAUGCUAUGGAUCUGGCAUUUAGCCCAGCAGCAGACGCUGAGUCUCGUCAUGCUGUGGAUUUGGAGUUUGCCCCUCCAGCAGAAGCUAACCACCUGCACGCUCUGGAGUCUGGGUUUGCUCCUGUUGCAGAAGCCAAGCCUUUUCCUGCUGUGGAUUCAGGUUUUGUCUCUGCCUCAGAAGCUAAGUCUGUCCCUGCAGCUGACACCAAGGCUGCUACACCUGAAGAGCUGAUAACACCUGAGUCUUCUGCUGAGCACGGCAAAUCACCCCUCCGUGAGCCUCCUGCAGAAGCACCUGCAAGCAUGGAACAAGAACUGAAAGGCCCAGAGGCUUGUGUUGAUCUUCCGUUAGAGAAAGCCAAAGACAGUAUUCCACCUCCCAGCCACCAUGAAGAUCGUCUUCCAGAACAGACAAACCAUCUUCCAGAAGCAGCAGUUCCAGUAGAAGCAAAAGAAGUUGUUGCACUAGAAAAUAAAGACCUCCUUCCAGAAAAACCUGUUACUACUGUGGAUGUUACUGUUACAGAGGAACAAAAGGAGCAGGCUGAACACAACCAUAUCGAGCAUGCACAACCCCAGCAAGAAAAAGCUCUACAGGAACCUACAGGUCUACCUACUGCACAAAUAAGGCAAGCUAACAAAUCAAGUGACCGCAGGUUUGGCAGAGCAAAACCUGCAGCAGUGCCUAUUGCAGAUGUGCCAGAGGAACGGCAAAUAGGUCUGCCACAGCAGAAGAGCACUGACCCCAGAGUAGACCCCUGGUCGGUAGCGGAGCCUGGAUCUGUUGCUGGAGCAUCCCCUCGCACUAGGGUUUCACAUAAAAAGGCAACCGAGCAGCCGUCCGGUGCGCUGCCAGAGCUUGUGGAGAGCUGCAGAGAUGCACCCAGGGAGAGCUGGGACUGGGAAGGUUCUCUGGCUGUUGUGAAGAAAAAGAAAAAGAAACCAAAACAAAAGAGAAACCAGCUGCCAAGAGCAAUGGAGUUCUGGGAUGAAAACACAGCAGUCUCAAGAGCUCCUAAAAAUUCUCCAGUUGGUGGUGAAUUGCAAAAACCAGGUGGUGGCCCCAUAAUGCCCAACAGAGCUUCAGAUGUGCCAAAGGAUGCUAAAAUAAUAACUGGAAGUCCCAUCCUGGAUGAUCCAAAUGCCUUCUCAGUGCCGGCACCGGGACUGCAGGCCCAGAAAAGCAGCAUGCCAUUUGAGCCAGCAAAAAAUAGAGACUUCAUGCCAACAGAAGACGUGAGAGGUGACAGCUGGAUGUUGCACUCCAAAGGGAAGAGAAAACAGGUUCCCCUGAAGCAGGGAGGUGAGACUAAGCCGGGGGAACCUGCUACAGCAAAGGUGCUGACCAAGCCUGUGGAAAGAGGUUUUCCUGGUAAAAAUGAGAAGAGGGGGUCUGACGAGUCAGGAUGUGCUGGCCUGCAGGCUUCUCUUUCAGAAGCCAUCAAUGUAAGCAAAGUAGAAACUCCUUUAGAGGUCAAGCCUUCAGCAACCCUCCUUUCUUACAAGGAGAAGGAAGCUGAGUGCGUAUCUCCCAGGCGUGAAGCAUCCAGCGACGCUGUCCGCCGUCAGACUCCCAGUGGGUCACUGGAAGAAGCAGCGAAGAAAAGAGGUAGCUGCGAAAAAAGCAAAGGGGUUGAAAACGAAUCCUUCCAAGAGCCUGCUCCUCCAGGGGCUGUGGCCCCAUCAAACCAGCCUCCUGACAAGCCAGCGGCAGCUGAAGAAACCAAGCCAGUGUCCCCUGACAAGCGCAUGGCAGUUGGCUUUAGUACUUCAGAGGGAACAUGGAAGACGCCCGCAGAUACUACUAAAAUGCCCGUUACACAGUUAGUGGUGCAAAAACCCGAGGAAGUUACUUCUCUGCAGAACAGGAGGGCUGACAGUUUUCCAGAGCAGCCGUUUCUUCUAGCAGCUAAGCCUGAUGCAGCCAAACAUCCCGCUGCUGCUGCUGAAGCAGCAGACGGAGCUGGAGUAGCAGAUUCCCCUGAUAAAAACAAAGGGGACGGAUUUAUUGCGUUAGAGCAGCAGACUGGAAAAGAUCUCAGUAUUGCUCAUGGGAUGGACAGACCUAAAAAAAAGCGUGGUGAAGGGAAAGUCAAAAAAAACAAAAGUUCCCCUGAGCAGGUAACUGCUUUGGAGGAUGUAGGCAAAGCUGCUGAUGGAGUGAAGGCAGAGGAGACCAUAAAAGAAGCAAGUUGCUCUGAUAAGGGCAGGGAGCCUGGGUUUCCUACAAGAGGACACCCGUCAGCCAGUGCACAAACCUACCCUGCAAAAACAGCAGACAAGCCAAAAAAAAGAGGUAGUGAUGGAAAAAGUAAAAAAGGUGAGAAAGGUAUUUUCCAGCAGCCUUUUCUUGAGAGUAAGAUGGACCUUAGUGGUCUUCCUGCCAAGACUGAUAAAACCGAGGAAGUCAGUGAUAGGGGUGGCGAGAGAGGCUGUAGUGCUGGGUGCUUUCAGGAGAAUGUAUCGGAGGGAACUAAAAUUCAGAGGCCCGUUGAACUAAAACCAGAGAGGCCUAAAGAAAAUGUUGGAAAAAGUGAAGCGGCUGCUGUGGUUGCUUUAGACCAACCGUUCUUUCUGGAGGGUAGGAGAGAUGAGAGAAAGCAUCUUGCCAUGGCUGACACAAUCAGCACAACCAAGGAGGUAAACGCGAUGGCUAAAGGCAAGGAGGCUGGACUUACUUCUCCAGGUGAAUUCGUUGUGACAGAUUCUGAUGCAAUCUUCAUGCCAGACAAACCUAGGAAGAGAAGCAGUGAUGGGAAAAGGAAAAAAAGCGAAAAAAGUUCUUAUGGGCAGUCAGCUGAAAUGGACACUAGGGUGGGAGCAAGCAGUGUUCCAAACAAAGAGAAGGUGGCUGGAAAAACAAAGGAAAUGACCUUUGAUAAAGAUAAGGCAUCUGAUUUGGAAAGAGAGGUUUUGCUGGAGAACCUGACAGGAAUAGCCAAAGAGGUGUUAGAAAAGCCUGAAGAAGAGGGUGGUGAUAGGAAAGGUUCCUCUAACCAGCCAGUUCUUUCAGGUCCUAAAACAGAGACAGCAGAGCCAGAAACAGCCAGCACUAAAGAGACUUGGCCCGGUACUAAAGGUAAGGAACUAGAUGUGAAAACAGCUGAGCCUCUGCUGGAGCACGGGGCAGAUGCAGCCACGGCAUGCGGUCCCAUCAGGGACCUGGUGACAGACAAGCCUAAGAAAAAAGGUAGAGAAAUGAGAGGCAAAAAGGCUGAAAAUAGUCCUGAGCAGUCUGCCGCAGCGGGUCCGGAUAACAUCCCUGCUGUAGGCAGAGAGGUGGGAAAUACUAAACAAACUCAGUCUAAGGACAAAGAGAAUGAUUUCAGGACUUUAGUGAGUCUGCUAGAUGACCCGUCUGAUACAGGUAGAGCACAAGCUCCUGCUGCACCUCUGGAGCCAGAAAAAUUGAGCACAAAUAAUAAAGAGAAAUGCAAAAAGGUGGAGGCUAGCUUGGAGCAGUCGUUUCUUCUGGAGCCCAAAGCAGGUGCAGAGAUGUUUCCUCUUCCUGACAAGGAGACAUCUGCCAAAUCUGAAGCAGAAAGUCCUGCUCCUGGUAGCACUGGGGUUGGACUUCCUAUUCUAGAGCACCCAGCAGUGUCAGAUCACAGCUCGGCCACAGCUACUGAUAGAUCUAAAAAGAGAGGUAGUGAGGGAAGAAGUAAAAAGUCUAAAAAUGCCCCUGAGCAGCUUGCUUUUCUAGAGACAAAAAUGAACAAGAGUAAAGUGCUGCCUCCCAUGGGACCUGAGAUGGAAUAUGGAAUGGAAGAAAUGGAUUUUGUAGAUGAAAACAGAAAUAUUAAAGGUUUUCCCAUCGGGCCUCAAAUGCUUUGGAAUAAUAAAGGAAACUACCCUGAAUCCUUUGCUCAGGCUGCAGUACGGGGCCCUGAUGACACUGGCAAUGUUUCUUCUGGCUUCCCAAAGCACACAGAGAGAGGUACAGGAGCUAAGGAGCUUCCUUCUCCUGAGAUGACGGCAGAGAAGAGCAGCAAAGAGCCUGGGCCUAGUGCUAAGGAGGGGAUCCAGAUACAGAAAACUCCUGAGAAACCAGACAAUUUGAAACAUGAGGAGCCUGGAAAACAGCUUUCAAAGAAAGAGAAUGAUAAAACUGAAGAGACUGCUUCCCAGGGUGGUGUUGAGGCAGGUAAAGCACUUUCUCCGGAUCCUUCAGUUAAACAGGACAUUAAAUCAAAACAGGAUGAAAUUUACCUUUCUCCUGUGGCAAAGGUCGAUGAUAAAGAAAUAAAAACCACCGACAAAAAGCAAAUCACUGACAACACUUCCUCUGACCUUCCUCAGAAGGUGGCAGGUACCAAACACAGCCCAGCUCCCCUAGGUGCCAAAGGGACAGAGAAACUAGAAGAAAAUGUCUCUUUUGGAGAGAAGGGCACGGCAAUACCAGAGAGCAAGGCAGACGCAGCCACAUCGCAGGUGGUGGAAGCUCUGGUGGAGAAGAAAGCCGAAGAGGUUGGGUUGGAUGGAGGCAGGAUUAGAGAGCAGGGCUCAGCGAAGUGCCCGGGCAGUUGGGACAAGAAAGCAGCUGAAGCAGAGGCAGCUGGUGUAAAUCUACCAGCUGCCCAAAUAACCCAAGUCAGUCCUGAAGGUAACAGCGAAGCUCAUCCUCGCCCAGCAGAAGAGGAUGCUGCUCACCUGAAGGAUGGCCCAGCAUCGAAGGCUGCGGGAGAUAAAGACACAAUUAAAGAAAAUGAAGAGGAAUCUGAACAAAAAGCUGGAAAGGAGGCAAAGAAAGAGAGAGUUAAAGCAACAGAACAGCUGAAAGGCUACAUGAGACCCACAAAGUCCAGAGGGGUGCCGACUCUACCAGCCAGGUCUGCUGCUCAAGACCAGGAGAGACCAAAGCAGCUGAGAGCCACUGGUAUAAGCCGGCAGAGGCAAGAAAAAGCAAAACCCGAAGAGCCCAAACCAGCUGAAGCCGUGGCAGGGAACGACAUCACAGCGCCUCCAAACAAAGAGCUUCCUCCCAGCCCGGAGAAGAAGACGAAGCCUGCAGCAUCCACACCAUCAGCAAAGCCUGCAGCAACGAAAGCCAGGCCGCUGUCCGCUACCAGCCCCAAGCGGCCAGCCUCUGCCGCACCCGCCCAAAACAAAAAGCCCACGAGCCCUACCGCAGGUCCUACUGCAGCCACUACUCCUAAACGCCCAGCCACCAGUACUACACGUCCCUCCACCUUAACUCCAAAAGAGACUAAACCAAAGGUUACAGAUGCAAAGAGCCCCGACAAGCGGACCUCACUUUCAAAGCCUCCAUCAUCCGUCACUCCUAGAACUACUGCCAGGAGCACCCCCGCUGCUCCUAAGACAACAGCAGCAUCUCCCGUCACUGCAGCUGCUGGGACAAAAAGCACCACCACUUCUCCACCGAAGAGGCCGACGUCUAUCAAGACUGAUGCGAAGCCUGCAGAGGCCAAGAAGACCGCGGCAAAGUCACCAUCAGCAGACUUGGCCCGCCCUAAGAGCGCUUCUGGAAAUGCAGUAAAAAGUAGUGCCACCACUCCUACCACCACCUCGAGCGCGCCUAGUUUACCUGGAGCAGCCACCAGCCGUCCCAAACCCAAGCCUGCUGCAACCAAACCCACUACAACCUCAGCUGCAACUGCGGAUGCUAAAAAAACAACUGCUAAGGCUCCAACUAAACCCAGCGCUGUUUCCAAGCCUCCUCGCCCAACCAGCAGCGUUUCUGCCCCAGAUCUGAAAAAUGUACGUUCCAAAAUCGGAUCAACAGACAAUAUUAAGCAUCAGCCUGGUGGAGGAAAGGGGAAAGUAGAGAAAAAGCCAGAAUCAGCUGCUGCUGCUCGAAAGCCUGAACCCAAUGCGGUCUCUAAAAUGGCUACAGCUAAAACAACCGUAACAAAAGAGGGUGCCCCCAAACAGCCCAAUGGGAAAGUCCAGAUAGUCUCCAAAAAAGUGAACUACAGCCAUGUUCAGUCCAAGUGUGGUUCCAAGGACAAUAUUAAGCAUGUCCCUGGAGGUGGGAAUGUGCAGAUCCAGAACAAGAAAGUUGACCUUUCCAAAGUGUCCUCCAAGUGUGGCUCGAAAGCAAAUAUCAAGCAUAAGCCAGGAGGAGGAGACGUCAAAAUCGAGAACCAGAAGCUGAACUUCAAGGAGAAGGCCCAGGCCAAAGUGGGUUCUCUGGACAACGUGGGACACUUGCCAGCAGGAGGAACAGUGAAGAUUGAAUCUCACAAGCUGACGUUCCGUGAGAAGGCCAAGGCUCGAACAGACCACGGAGCGGAAAUCGUCGUCUCCAAACCCCCCAACCUUUCCAGCAGCACCUCCCCCUGGCGUAGCACAUCCGUCAGCGAGAGCCUGGGCUCAGUCGCCUCCUUGUCACCGCUGCAACAGCCAGCUCCCCUUGCAGCGCUUUCUCAGCAAGGCUUGUGACCCCCCCGCCCCGUCUCCCUCGCGCUCCCCCCCCCAGGAACGCAGCUUGGCUCUCUUAACCCGGCGUCUGGCUUUAGGUGGGAAGGGGACAGUGUUUAGCAGGGCUAGCGUCCCUUUCGGCCGCGCUGCCCCUCGGGUCAGCGCCGUCUGGUCGGCCGUAGGCACGGGAGCGUCCUGGCCGCGCAGCCCCUGCCCGAGCGUGUCAGCCUUCGGUCCCUCGGGGGGCUGGGAAGCGCUGCCCUCCCUCCCUCUCCUCGCCUCAUCCCUUUUGCUUUUAGGAGGAUCCUGGAGGGACUGGUAGUCGUGUUUCGGGACGGCACCCGGCGACCUCCAGCCCACGGCCGCUGUCCCGGCGCGCCGGGGCUGGCGAGCGGGAGGCUGGGGGGAAGCGCGCCUCCGCUGCUGGUGGAGCCAGGCCGGAGUUAACAGGGAUAAGCUGUGGUCUUUCUUUUUAAGACAAAAAAAAAACAAACAACCCCCCUUUUCCUCCUUGCUGCUUCAGUUUCUGCUGAUCCUGUUUGAUGAUGAUAUAUAUUAGACACACACGUUAGGCUGUUUUAACUGUUGACUUUAGCCUUUUAUUCUUUGUGACGAUGUGUUGAUGAUUUAUCGUGCUACCGACCCGUGCUAAGUUUCCUUUUCUCUUUUCCUUCUUUUCCUAACCGUAGGAGAGUUAGAGACAUUAACCGCUGCUGCAGUGCUGGCUUCUUACUGACAUAUCCAGCAAUUGUAACUUUUUGUUGUUGGUUUUUAAUAUUUUAAAACGAUGGAGCAAAAUUCAUGGGAUUAAGCCAUGUCUGAAAUGAAAGGCACAGGAAUGUGUUAAAGGCAGACUCCGUGCUGUAACAGCUCACGUGAAGCCUGCGUUGACCGCACCGAGAUGAGUUGAGUCGAUGCUGGUAAAAACCUCCUGUAGGGCCAAAGCGCCGGCCCUGGAGGAGGCCGUGGCACCUGCUGUGGGUUAGCAAAGACGGUUUAUUAUUUAUUAACUGGCGGAGCCGAAGCCCUGGCUUCUUUUCCAGCCGGGGCCCGAGGUCUGGAGGAAGGGCAGGAGGCUGCUUUCGCGGCGGAGUUGCAGGUUAACGCGGGCCGGGAGUUCUGAGGCAAGCAGGUCUGUGGUGCGCGUGGUUUUAACCGGGGCUGGCGCGUGGGGAACCACGCCGUCAGGCCGAACGGGGCCGCUGGGGGCCGCGGGGAGGAAGGAGCGGCCACCCUGCGCCCAGGGCACGAGGCGGGGGUCGCGGGACGUCUGUGGAGGGCUGGAGGGGGGGCAGCGCCCCGCUGGGGCCGGCAGGUUUGUAGUGCCAGGGAGCUGCAGCUCUGACUCGGGAGGGGAUCGCUACGUACUCUUUGAGGCUCUUGAGCUCCUCGUUUGAUGUUGCAAAUGACACUAAAAAAAAAAAAAAAAAGAAAUGUAAAUAAAAAAGAAAAAAAGAAGUGUUCUUGGGUCGUCAAACUAAUUUAAAGCAAAAAAAAAAAAAAGGCGGAGUAACAAAACACUGGGAUCAAACUGAACCAGGCGUGUGCGAAGGGGGAGCUGAUCAAAGGAGGGGACAGAGGGAAGCCUGCAGCUUCUCAUGCUUGUGGGAAUAUUUCUUUGGGAAAGCCGACAAUGACACGAUAACCCGGAAUCUGUAUUUACACACAAAGAUUCUUAUUGCACUUGUAUUUUUUAUAUUAAAGUUUGCAUGAUUUCUAAUAAAAUGGCAUUAAAAUGUACUAGUUUGCA
Molecule: messenger RNA, 9459 nt
Organism: Oxyura jamaicensis (ruddy duck)
Lineage: Eukaryota; Metazoa; Chordata; Aves; Anseriformes; Anatidae
Gene: MAP4
Product: microtubule associated protein 4
Exons: 23
Coding region: 108-7730 (2540 amino acids)
Biological process (GO): neuron projection development; microtubule cytoskeleton organization
Cellular component (GO): neuron projection
Molecular function (GO): microtubule binding
Source: RefSeq, a predicted model, not a curated record